CGGGGCCGACACUCCGGGCGCGGGCGCGGGCAUGGAGCGCUCGCAGAGCCGCCUCAGCCUGUCCGCCUCCUUCGAGGCGCUCGCCAUUUACUUCCCCUGCAUGAACUCCUUCGACGACGAGGACGCGGGAGACAACCGGAGGCUGAAGGGGGCCAUCCAAAGGAGCACAGAGACAGGCCUGGCAGUGGAGAUGCCCAGCCGGACACUGCGCCAGGCCAGCCAUGAGUCCAUCGAGGACAGCAUGAACAGCUAUGGCUCAGAGGGCAACCUGAACUACGGGGGACUCUGCUUGGCCUCAGAUGCACAGUUCAGUGACUUUUUGGGUAGCAUGGGGCCCGCCCAAUUUGUGGGUCGCCAGACCCUGGCCACCACACCCAUGGGGGACGUGGAGAUCGGCUUGCAAGAGAGGAAUGGUCAGCUGGAAGUGGACAUCAUUCAGGCUCGAGGACUGACCGCCAAGCCAGGCUCCAAGACGCUGCCAGCGGCCUACAUCAAGGCUUACCUGUUGGAGAAUGGCGUCUGCAUUGCCAAGAAGAAGACCAAAGUUGCACGCAAGUCACUGGACCCACUGUAUAACCAGGUGCUGCUGUUUCCGGAGAGUCCACAGGGCAAAGUCCUUCAGGUCAUCGUGUGGGGGAACUACGGACGGAUGGAGCGGAAGCAGUUCAUGGGUGUGGCCCGAGUGCUGCUGGAGGAACUGGACUUAAGCACCUUAGCUGUGGGCUGGUACAAGCUCUUCCCCACCUCCUCCAUGGUGGACCCAGCCACAGGGCCCCUGCUCCGGCAGGCAUCCCAACUGUCCCUCGAGAGCACCGUGGGGCCCUGUGGUGAGAGGUCUUAGUGGCAGAAUUGGGAAGGGGCUCCCCCAGAUGGCCUAACGACCACCCAGCCCCAACCUGGGGCCCCAGGCUCAGGGGCACUUUGAACACAGGAGGAUGGGGCUUUCCGCCAGAGUGGGGAAGCAGAACGGGGAAACCUGCCCCCACUCGGGCCCCUCCUCACCCUCCCCCCCUUGGCCUCCUAUCCCCAUCCCCGAGACCCUCCUUCUCCCAAGGGAUUGGCUGCACUUUUGACUUGGCUGGUUUUUGACCUGGAGGGUGUGGCCGCUGUGCUAAGAAAGGAAAGACUGAGGUGGCAGAGUGCCCCCCUCUGCCCUCACCCUGCCCGACUGCUCUCCUUCUUGUCCUCCUUGGAAGCUCGCUGCCCGGAGCCAAGUCCAGAACCCUGCGGCCAUCUCCAUGGUGCCAAUUACCAGCAAGUGUCUUUCUGCGGCACCGGGUUCAGGCAGCUACUCCUGCCCCAGAGCUGAUGGGGCAGUUUUGCAAGGAUCCGGAGCCAGCUCCGGGGGUGCCCAGGGCACCCCCCACACACACUGGAAAAGGAGCUCAGGCCUCCCUCCGCCCACCUGUGGGAGGAGCUUUGCCGCUGCCCGUCUGAGUUCAUCAGUUCGUUCACCCCUUCCUGCAACUUUUGGAAGUGGGGGUCAGCAGGGACUGAAGGAGAAGAGGAGGUACCCGGGCACUGACCUUGGGGCCCUCUGCCCAUUGGGGUUGCAACAAGCUACUUUGGAAACAUCUGGCAGACUGCAUGGACUCUCGUAUUCUGGGGACAAACUGCGGAGGACCAUGAUUUUUUCCCCCAGAACCUCAGCUCAGAGCUUGCCACCUCUGCAUUUUAGGGGUGAGGCGCAGAGAACGAGUCUGAGAAAAGAUGGGAUGGGACUACUUGUGGUGCCCAGGUGAGGGUUUCCUGAGUGGGAAAAUUCCCUCCUUGUUGGGUGAAGUCAAAGGUCAUUUUAUCUAACACCCCCACCCCAGCCUCAUGAGGUCUGGGGAGGCAACAUGGACCCCAAUUUUAAGUCUUUUUUUCAACAAACCAUCCUAUCCUGAGGUCAACACCCACUGCUCUGGCUUCACUGACCUUGGCUCAAGGACAGAUCAAAAGCCUGAGACAGGGCACCGGUGGGGGCCUUUGGGAGACCCUUUGCAUGCUGGGGAGUUCAGAGGCCCCUCUUUAUAGAAGCACAUUCCUGCCACUUCACCCCACAUCCCCGGGCGCCAGCAGCCCCUUCACCCCUUUAGCCAGUCCUCAUGGAGGGCUUAGCUCAGCUUAGCUGGUAGUUAGUGUUCUCAGCCCUGGGCUCUGUUCUUCACGCACACAUAGUCCCUAAGGGCCCAGGGCAGGGGCGCAAGGGGUCCCAUGUCCACAAGCUGGCACCCCACUUGGCGCUGGCCUGCGCCUGAUCCUGCACAUCUCUCCCCAACUUCCUUCACCCCUGUAGGGCUGUAGCUCAGCUACCCACUAUACUCAGAUGUUCGUUCGUUGUUUUGUUCUUGGGAAUGGUUUUGAUUUGUGAAGCUCCCGAGGCUGUGGGCCUGGGGCAGGGCUGGGCUGUGGACUGCACCCCCUGGAGCCCUCCUGGAGCCCCCUCAUAUCCCUACCCCUGUUUAAGCCUCAGGAUCUCCUCUGAAGUUGUUUGGCACUCCUCUCUCUAUUCCACACCCCAAGUGAUAAACACUACCAGGAGAGGGAUGUCCCCUUCAUCUGGGAAGGCUACAGAGCUUCCUGGGAUAGGAGUGGGGCUCCCAAAGUCAGGGCAAAUGGGAUAGGGACCCCCAGAAACAGCCCUCCUCUGGCCCUGGCUUUGGCUCAUGUGACCCUCUGCUUUUACUCAUAGAUCAGCAGAGCCUGGAAGCCCCUCUGCAUCCACAUCCACAUAGGUCACAUAGGUAAGAAAGAAAAGAAAGAGAGAGAGAGAAAGAAAG
Messenger RNA from Suncus etruscus (white-toothed pygmy shrew), 2765 nucleotides. It is a transcript of the gene RIMS4, whose product is annotated as regulating synaptic membrane exocytosis 4. Gene Ontology annotation, molecular function: small GTPase binding; transmembrane transporter binding. Lineage: Eukaryota; Metazoa; Chordata; Mammalia; Eulipotyphla; Soricidae. Gene Ontology annotation, biological process: positive regulation of synaptic transmission; regulation of synaptic plasticity; regulation of membrane potential. The coding region runs from base 32 to 841 and encodes 269 amino acids. Gene Ontology annotation, cellular component: presynaptic membrane; cytoskeleton of presynaptic active zone. The transcript has 6 exons. The record is from RefSeq and is a predicted model, not a curated record.